AUGGGAGAAAUGGUGAAGAAAAACUUGGGGGAGGACAAGCCUCUUUCGCCUUUGGAAGAUGAGUGUUCCAGAAACAUGGGGGAGCUUGUGGAGUUCUCCAGAAAUGAAAGGGUUAAAUUUGAUGACACAGGCUUAUCCAUGUUGCUGCAAAGUGGGUUGGAGAACCUCCGGCUGGAAAAUUCUCUCACAGAUGUUACCCUGUGUGUGGGCAACAUGAAAUUCUCAUGCCACCGUGUUGUCCUUGCAGCAGCAAGCAAUUAUUUUAGGGCAAUGUUUUGCAAUGAUUUAAAAGAAAAGUAUGAGGAAAACAUAGUAAUUAAAGGAGUUGAUGCAGAGACAAUGCAGAUUCUUUUGGAUUACACUUACACAAGCAAAGCGCUGAUCACAAAGGAAAAUGUCCAGAAAGUCUUGGAAGCAGCCAGCCUUUUCCAGUUUUUGCGGAUGGUAGAGGCUUGUUCAAACUUCCUUAAUGAAGCUCUACACCCAGAAAACUGUAUUGGGAUUCUAAGACUGGCUGAUGUUCAUUCACUGGAUAACUUGAAGCAGCAGGUCAAGAACUACAUUAUACAGAAUUUCACCCAAGUACUGAAAUGUGAUGAAUUCUUAGAGUUGCCCUUGGAUGUCCUAUACUAUGUGCUGAAAAGUGAUGACCUCUGUGUCACUGAAGAAGCUCAAGUGUUUGAAACUGUUAUUAACUGGGUUCGUUACAAAAUACCGGAAAGGCUUCCUUUUCUGCCCUAUGUCCUGGAGAGUGUCCGGUUGCCUCUUCUGGAUCCUUGGUAUUUUGUAGAGGCUGUAGAAGCGGAUCCACUUAUCAGGCAGUGCCCUGAUGUCUUUCCACUGCUUCAAGAAGCCAGAAUGUACCACCUCUCAGGGAAUGAGAUCAUUUCAGAAAGAACAAAGCCCAGGAUGCACGAAUUCCAGUCAGAGGUGUUUAUGAUCAUAGGUGGCUGCACAAAGGAUGAAAAAUUUGUAGCUGAAGUUACUUGCCUUGAUCCCUUGAGGCGCAGCCGUUUGGAAGUGGCAAAACUGCCCAAUACGGAACAAGAAACAGAGACUGAGAUUAAAAAAUGGGUGGAGUUUGCCUGUAUUACAUUAAAAAAUGAAGUCUAUAUAUCAGGUGGGAAGGAAACACAGCAUGAAGUAUGGAAGUAUAAUUCUUCCAUCAACAAGUGGAUACAAAUUGAAUAUUUGAAUGUUGGAAGAUGGAGACACAAAAUGGCUGUACUGGGUGGCAAAGUGUAUGUGAUUGGUGGCUUUGAUGGUAUACAAAGGAUCAACAACGUAGAAACGUAUGAUUCUUUUCACAACUGCUGGUCAGAGGCAGCUCCUCUCAUGAUCAAUGUGAGCUCAUUUGGGGCAGCCAGCUAUAAGAAGAAGCUCUAUGUGAUUGGUGGAGGACCCAAUGGGAAGCUUGCGACUGACAAAACGCAGUGUUAUGAUCCAACAACAAACAAUUGGACGUUAAAAUCUCCCAUGCCUGUUGAAGCAAAAUGUGUCAAUGCCGCAAGUUUCCAUGACCACAUCUAUGUUGUCGGUGGGGCAAUGAGGGCACUGUACUCUUACAGCCCACUCAUGGACACAUGGUGCCUGGUGACUCAGUUGAACCAUGAACGAGCAAGCUGUGGGAUUGCCCCUUGCAACAACAAGCUGUUCAUCACAGGAGGCCGAGAUGAGAAGAAUGAAGUCAUUGCCACGGUGCUAUGUUGGGAUGCAGAGACUCAGAAGUUAACUGAGGAGUGUGUCCUCCCCCGUGGAGUCUCUCAUCAUGGAAGCGUCACCCUCCGGAAGUCCUACACAUACAUCCACAAGAUAGUACCUGGGGCAGUCUCAGUCUGACUUGGAAGGAAGACUCAGGAAAUAAAAAGACAGAAAAAGUAAUAAUGAAACACUUUGUUCCUCCUGACAUUUUGAGUAGGCUGACUGGGAUUAAACCACUGGGCAUGGUAUUUCUUGAGAUAAAUACUUGCAUAUUAGUUCUACUGUACAGCACAGGUCUUAAAUUAUCUUAAUAUCUGGAUAUACCAGGGUAUUUAUUGACCUGUAGUGUCACUCAGUGUGUAGUUCAAAGGUAUGAAAUGGCUCCGUAAAACUGAGCUCUAUGAGUUGCAUUUUUUUGUUAUAGAUGCCAAUUUAGAUAUAAUUAAAUGUGUCUUUUAAAGUACCCUUUUCAUUUUACAUCAGCAGAAAGAUCUAUUACCUCAAAUGAUGUUAACUGAGACCAAAGACUAAAUAAAUAGAUUCUUUUUCAUUAAAAAAAUGACGUAAGGAACAAGAGUGCAAGAGAUAUAGCAAACAGAGGAAGCAACAGUCUCAGGAGACAAGAGAAGCAUAGAUGGAAGAAACAGGAUGAUAAUGAAAGAAAUGCAAGGGGGGAUGGAAAGGAGAUGAGGAGGCAAGGAGUGGUAGCUGGACACAUAACCAGCUGUUGGGCCAGUUCACACACAUCCCACCCUAGUCAAGCCCCUGGCUGAGUUGCUCUGUGGUCACAGAAAGGUCUGAAGAAAAGUCAUGCAGGGAUCUAGGGACAUCUGUUUGCCCUCCCCUAUUUCCAGCUUCUGCUGUUAGUAGAUAAAUUGGAACUGUGAUGCAUCAAGAAAUCACUUCAUUAGUCUAUCCAUUGUUGCUUUUUUCUACACUCCCUAGCAAAUAGUGUGAUACAAGGAGAACCCUGUUGGUUUCAGCAGUGAUUGUAGUAAAGAUAUCUCCCUUCCACCAAGGCAUUUCUACCUUCUUAAUGAUGUGAUUAACCUAAUGCUCUUGCCAGUGCACUUGUCUGUGAAGAGGAUUGGAUAACCUGGCUUACAUUGUAGUAUUAUGCCUGUUGUUUCCUGUUGUGGAGAGUUCAUGACUACAAAAACACUCAAAACAAAGGAAGUAACCAUCUGCCAAGAAAAAAGGGUGUG
Molecule: messenger RNA, 2906 nt
Organism: Eublepharis macularius
Lineage: Eukaryota; Metazoa; Chordata; Lepidosauria; Squamata; Eublepharidae
Gene: KLHL6
Product: kelch like family member 6
Exons: 7
Coding region: 1-1839 (612 amino acids)
Biological process (GO): B cell receptor signaling pathway; germinal center formation
Molecular function (GO): protein binding
Source: RefSeq, a predicted model, not a curated record